Trichomycterus rosablanca is the source of this 564-nucleotide messenger RNA. RefSeq names its product octapeptide-repeat protein T2-like. Lineage: Eukaryota; Metazoa; Chordata; Actinopteri; Siluriformes; Trichomycteridae. The coding region runs from base 1 to 564 and encodes 187 amino acids. The record is from RefSeq and is a predicted model, not a curated record. The transcript has a single exon.
AUGGACAGAGUCAGGCAGACAAGCAAACGGACAGAGUCAGGCAGACGGACAGAGUCAGGCAGACGGACAGAGUCAGGCAGACAAGCAAACGGACAGUCAGGCAGACGGACAGAGUCAGGCAGACGGACAGAGUCAGGCAGACAGACAGAGUCAGGCAGACAAGCAAACGGACAGAGUCAGGCAGACAAACAGAGUCCGGCAGAGAGACAGAGUCAGGCAAACAAGCAAACGGACAGAAUCAGGCAGACGGACAGAGUCAAGCAGACGGACAGAGUCAAGCAGACGGACAGAAUCAGGCAGACAAGCAAAUGGACAGAGUCAGGCAGACAGACAGAGUCAGGCAAACAAGCAAACAGACAGAGUCAGGCAGACAAACAGAGUCCGGCAGAGAGACAGAGUAAGGCAAACAAGCAAACGGACAGAGUCAGGCAGACAAACAGAGUCCGGCAGAGAGACAGAGUCAGGCAAACAAGCAAACGGACAGAAUCAGGCAGACGGACAGAGUCAAGCAGACGGACAGAAUCAGGCAGACAUCGUGACAGCGAAUCUAAGUUCAACUGUUAA